Trypanosoma brucei brucei TREU927 is the source of this 609-nucleotide messenger RNA. RefSeq lists its product as hypothetical. The transcript has a single exon. The coding region runs from base 1 to 609 and encodes 202 amino acids. NCBI's taxonomy places the organism in Eukaryota, Euglenozoa, Kinetoplastea, Trypanosomatida, Trypanosomatidae. The record is from RefSeq and is a predicted model, not a curated record.
AUGAAAAGAUAUAUUCAACACAAGGAAAGUCUACCCGCGCAAGUGGGCAUAAAGCGAUACCGCACCACGGCAGCAGAGGGCGCCACCCUUGCAUCGUCCACCGCACAUGGAGGUGAUACGGCGGAACUGGUAGAUCGUGGUAUCGAGAGCGGAGUGUGCCACGAACAUGAAGAGUCAAAUGGGGGCAACGUACAGAGUGUGGAGAAAAGAACUCCCUCACUAGAGCCGACAUGCGCCGACAGUGACAGCAGCUCUGAAAACGAAGAUGAUUAUGACGAGUUAAAUAAGGAAAGAUUGCGGCUCGAGCAGAUGCAACGGGAUAAGAAACAAACUGAGGACAGAAAGGGCUCGAUCGGUGGGAGCGCCACUGGUACUUUCUCACCUCGGUCAGAGAAGAUGGGAAUUGCCGGAAACGGCAACAGUGCUGUGGGAGGGGUUUCCUCAUACAAUCAUGACGUUUUAUUCCGUGGUGGUAAGUGGAGGGAUAAGAAUCACGAACCUGCUGAGAGUGAAUCGAAGAAGAAGAAAAAGGAAAAGUGGGAGGCAGUUGUGAAUGACACGCAGCGUUCCGCUGCGUACCAGCACUUUAUGAAAAGUUACUUUAAGUGA